GUCAUUAAUGAAACAUAGAUCAUAAUUACUGUCAAUUAGUCAACAAGACAAAAAAAAUCCGUUUCCAACUGUCAGUUGAAAAUUAAAUGAUCAAAAAUUGAUUUAAAGAGAAAAUCUAAUUUAAAGAUUUUCAAACAAACAAUCAAAGUCAUAAGCAGCUUCCACCUCGUUCGGAUAUCGCCUUUAGCCCCACCGAUGUUGCUCAAAGUAUUUAGAGUCAAUUUUCAGGAGAACUAAAUUAAACAACCAAAUUAAACACAAAUUAAACUCAACAAUCAGUUAAUGGAAAAUUUUGAUCGGAAGUAACGAACGAAAAAAAUUCUUCAGAACUAGUUUGUAUUCGAAAUGAUAGAUGGCAGCAAAUUCGCGAAAAGGCGCCAAAAGUUUUGGAUCUAAUUCCAUUUAGAUUCGAAUAAAUAUCCGAUAGAUUCAAAUGCAUAAUCGGAACUCGAACCGAACUGCGGGUUAAUUUUCGCUUUUCUGUUUUCGGAUUCGGUAGAAUUUUAUUUUUCUUAUCUUUUCAAAAGAUUCUUUUGUUUUCUCUUUAAUCUUAAUUGUUUUUCCUUUCUCAUCGAAUUGUUUCAAUUUUUUUCUUUUUCUCUGUUCAAUAAUUAUGGUGAAUCUUCAAUAACUUUGAAUUGCCUUUUGUCAGAAAUGUUAAAUUUUCAUCGGUUUUCAUUUCAAUGUCAAGGUUACAUGUUAAACCGUUUCCAAUGUUUAUGUUGUUAUAAUCAUAACUUCAUUGAUUGUGAAUAAUUACAUGAUUUAAAUAUUUCCUCAUUUUCACGUUUGUUUUGUAGUUAUGGAAAUCAAGUGUUCGUCAUUUGAUCAGAUGUCUUGAUGGGUUAAAUUACUAUUCAAUUUAUUGGUUUCUCUUUUCUGGUGUUUUGGGUUACAAUCGGUUACAAAGAAACGUUUCAUUUUGUCAACUCAUGGUGAUUAAGACAUAAUCAAAUUGUGUUACAACUACUUCUCCAUCCUUCAUGUUCAUGAAUUAUGCUGAUUGGUGACAAUUUAUUUGGCUCUCACUUUGACUCUUCACAACAAUCUCAUUUGUAAACUCUCAAUGAAAUUCUGAUGUUUAUUUAGUUGUCAUAUUAGUAAUUACUUUGGAGUUUCUUUUACUUCCUUUCAUUAUAAUAAUGGUCUUAUCUGUUUAAUUUUGAACUGGUGGUCUCAAUUGAUGAUUUAUCGAAUCAUGUUUAUUAACUCAACCGAUGCAAUUUUAUUUCUCUCGUUCGGUUUCUCAAUUUAAUCUGUUCUGCUGAUUUAACUCCAUGGAUCAAAGGUUAUCAUCAAUAUUACAAAUCUCAUUAUCUAAAUCACCAUAAAAUUCAACAACAAUACCAACAACUUCACCGUCCACACUAAAAAUACAACUUGUAUCCUGGUUGUAAAAGUUUAAUUUCUCUCUUCCAAUCUCCUGUUUUUUUUUAUCAACCAGCCAAGUUAUACCAAAGAUUCUCUAACAAUUUACCUCAUCUAUUUAUAACUUAUACGUCCACUCAUUGUAACAAUUACAGUUAUAUUCCCACCAAGUAAUCUCAUCAUUGUUUUCUAAACAAUUUUAUCUUGUAUCUCUCUCAUUAUGGCCAAUUAUGGCUACCUAUCGUCUUCACCAGCUCAUUACGUUGAUCACAAUCAGAUGAAACGUCCUGUCCAUGAUUCAAAUUGCUGUGGUUUGUCAACAUCCUUCAUUGCCUUCAUCCUGAGUGUCUUCAAUUUUAUCCUGUUUUUCAGUGGUUUAAUUAUUCUUGCCAUAGUGAUCUUUUAUGAACACCCUCCUUUUGAAGGUGAACAAGAUCUUCAUCUACCUAUUAUAAGGUCUCUUCUCUCUAAAAGUCAUCCAUUGAAUCUCAUUCAUUACAAGUUAAUUGUUUGCGGUUUUCUUGUUUGUCUCAUUGCUUCUGUAAACAUAUUCCUCAAUUGUUAUUUUUCAAUCAAAAGAAAACGUGAAAGAGACUCAGAAAUUGAUGGAAUCACAAACGAUUUAGAUGAAAUUGCAUUAACAUCUCAAAAUGAUAUAACAAGAACUUCGGUGACAUCAAGGAAAAGUGAUACGUUCCCGUCAUAUGCUCUGUGCUCUUUCAUCUUUGCUCUUCUAUUGCUCUUCACCAUCCAACUUUGCAUCUCUUUAUUUGCGUUUUUCUCAGUUUAUGGAACUGGCAAUGGAUUUGAAGGUUACACCCAAGAGUUUAAUCGAUCAAUAACCGAGAAUCUUGGUCAACCAAUUGAAGUUGUUCGCAAUCAUCCUGAAUCUUUUCAGCUUCUCGAGAAGAAAUUCAAGUGUUGCGGUUUAAAAAAUUACCAAGAUUACGAUAAAGAUUUACCUGUACCAGAUUCUUGUUGUAAAACAACAAUUCCCGAUGAUGCUUGUGGUAAAAGACGUCACCCGUCAAACAUUUAUUUCCAAGGGUGUUUACAGAAAAUCGCCAAAGUCGCUUCAGAUCACACGCUCUUAUUGGGAUCAGUUUCAUUUGGAUUCACGUUAAUCCAAUUCAUUGGACUUGUUUUCUCUUGUUGUCUUUACGUUCAAUUAGUUGCCAGUAAAAUGAGCUGAUCGUUAUCUUCAUUAUAUUUAAUCAUUUCAAAUAUUAAUGAGUAAUUAAAAUGAUGCUCAUCAUGUAACUAAUAUAAACAUCUUCAAAAGCCUGGAAACAAUUUUCGUCGUCUUGCCAAUGGAUCUUCAUUUUUUCUUCUUUUAUCCUUGUGUUCACUAUCAUUUCACAUUGUUCUCUCUCUCUCUCUCUCUCUCUCUCUCUCUCUCUCUCAUCAAUGUUCAUCAUCAUCAUCAUCAUCAUGAUAAUGUUUACAUUGAGCUGCCAAUACAGACAAAAAAACUUUGCCUACAACAAUCGAUGAGCAAUUUAUGAUAUAAUCAUGCAUUUACCAUAUGAAUGACAGCAAGAACUUAAAUUUGCUUUAAUUGUAUAAACUGUAAUAUUUAACGUAAAUCAUUGUAUCUAUUAUUGCCAGUGUAACAUUUUGCUUUGAACUAAUUAUAAUGUAACAAACAAUUUAAUCUAAUUGUUAAAAACAAACCUGCGACUGAUGUACAACAAUGGCAACAGCAAAUUUAUGACAACGAUCAAACAUAUUUAUCGAUUUUGAAUUGCAAACCAUUGUGAUCAAAUCAUCUAUUAAUUAUUACCCAAUUUAAUUUCCUAAUUGUUAAUCCUCUAAUAGAAAUUGAUUUUUUCUUCAUAUUUAUUGUAAUUAGAAAUCAUUGCAAUUGGUUAAACAAUUAGGAAUAAUAAAAUUAGCAUGUAAACAAAAACUUUUCAUGUUACUCAACAAUUUA
Messenger RNA from Panonychus citri (citrus red mite), 3301 nucleotides. RefSeq lists its product as uncharacterized. The transcript has 2 exons. Gene Ontology annotation, cellular component: membrane. The coding region runs from base 1589 to 2560 and encodes 323 amino acids. The record is from RefSeq and is a predicted model, not a curated record. NCBI's taxonomy places the organism in Eukaryota, Metazoa, Arthropoda, Arachnida, Trombidiformes, Tetranychidae.